Mangifera indica (mango) is the source of this 2612-nucleotide messenger RNA. RefSeq lists its product as uncharacterized. Bases 33 to 2612 code for a protein of 859 amino acids. The transcript is spliced from 2 exons. Lineage: Eukaryota; Viridiplantae; Streptophyta; Magnoliopsida; Sapindales; Anacardiaceae. Gene Ontology annotation, molecular function: zinc ion binding. The record is from RefSeq and is a predicted model, not a curated record.
UCAUCUCUUUUACAAUUUCUUUGUGCAGAAAUAUGGGUCAUCUAAUAUAUUUGCUUGGAUACGGUGGACAUUGGGUUAACCGAGGUGAUAAUAGUUUGAAAUAUGUUGGUGGAGUUCAAACAUUUGUAUCAGUUAGUAAAAAAAUAAAGUUUGAUGGAUUUGUUGAAGCAGUAUGCUCUCGUUUAGCCAUUAAUCAAAGUUGCAAUAGUGUAAAAAUUUACAUGCAAAAUCUGACCACUUACAGUGAUUUACCAUAUUUGUUGAAGGAUGAUUUUGAUAUACGGAUUAUGAUGAGAUUAUCAAAGACACAUAAAAGGGAUCCGUUAUUUCUUACAGUGUUUACAAGGCCUACAGAAGGUAUAACUAAUAUGCAACAACAGCGAACUGAACCUAUGGAUGAUGCAAUAAACUCUGUGGAUAAUAUAUAUUCUGAGACACAGCCAGAGGGUAUGCCUGAGGGUGAUGGGGUUGAGGUUAUGAUACAUGAUGAAAUAAGAAGGCAGCAACGCCCUUUACGGGGUACAACAGAUAGAUGUGAUGAGAUGGAUACUAUUCUGAGAGAAAAUUUUCAACCAGAUGAGGAAGAAUAUGGUGGUUAUACUGAUUGGGAUAAUAGGGGUGAUGAUUUCAGGGAUAAUGGAAGUGAUAAUGAUAAUGGUGGUGAUGAGGAAUAUGGUGAUGCCGAUGAUGAUAAUGAUGAAAACAGAGGUCAUAAUGGGAGUGGACAUGAAGCAGGAGUUGGUCCAAGUAGAUUAGGUGAGGAAAGUUUAUUUCAUAACACUUCAACAAUGCAUGACCAACCUAUUCCUUUGAACGUAGAAGUUACAAAUCCUUUUUUCGGUGUUCCAGAUCCUUACAGGGAUAUAGAAAAUGAAGGUAUUGUAUUACAUUCAGUUCCACCACGAGAUGGGAGAAUCAAAGUAAAUGAUCAGUUCACAUCUAAACAGGUGUUGAUAGAUACGAUGUAUAGGGAUGCCUUAGAAAAAGGCUAUCAGAUCAAGGUGACUAGUUCGAACAAAAAAAGAUGGGAUAUCAAAUGUGCACAUGCUCAAUGUAAAUGGAAGGCAAGGGGAGUUAAAUUACAUAACACAGAUGUUUUUGUAUUACGAAAGUUAGAAGCUCACACAUGUCCUCGGGAUGUGAUAAUGCCUCACCACAGACAAGCAGGUAAACGGACACUUGGAAAAAUAUUGCAAUCUGUGUUUACUGCUUCUAAUCGAAUCUAUAGGCCAAAAGACAUUAUAACGGAUGUGGCAGAUAGAUACAAAAUAGAUAUCUCCUAUACUCAAGCUUGGCGUGCUAAGAAUUGGGCGUUGAAUGAGAUUAGAGGUUCUCCUGAAGAGUCGUUCAGACAAUUACCUGUAUAUUGUUACAAUUUGGAACAAAAAAACCCUGGCACCAUUACACACAUUGACACUGAUAUGGAUAAUCGGUUUCGUUUUGUCUUUAUGGCCUUAGGUUGCUCAAUUAGAGCAUUUCGAGAAUAUUGUCGUCCUGUUAUUUGUAUUGAUGGAUCCUUUUUAAAAGGACGUUAUUGGGGUACACUGUUUGUUGCUGUGGGUAAAGAUGGAAACAACCAAAUUUAUCCUUUGGCUUUUGGUGUAGGGGGAAAGGAAGAAACAAUGACUUGGACCCCUUUUUUGAGAGCGUUACAUGGGUGUAUAGGUGAUAUUCCAGAUUUGGCCAUCAUUUCAGAUAGACAUCAUGCUAUCAUUCACUCCGUGCGAGAAGUAUUCCCAAAUGCACACCACGGUUGGUGUAACCACCAUAUAAAAGGUAAUAUGCGAAGCAAGUAUAAACAGACAAAGCAUAUAGAUGGGUUGUUUUGGCGAGCAGCGAAAGCUUAUCGAUUACCAGAUUUUGAGGGUGCAAUGCGAAUGAUUAAUGAAGAAAAUCCUUCAGCAGGUGCAUAUUUACAGGGUAUAGACUAUGGACGUUGGGCCCGUGCUUAUUUCCCAGGUAUUCGAUAUAAUAUAAUGACAACAAAUAUUGCUGAGUCGUUUAAUGCCUUAGCACGACACGCACGAAAAUUACCGGUUAUGAUGCUACUUGAGUUUUUGCGUUCUACCAUUCAGAAAUGGUUUUACUCUCGGCGCACUAUGUCAGAGGCUUCUACUAAUAAACUCACUCCGUGGGCUGAGGAGAAAAUAGCAGGUCAUAUCCUAAAAUCAGCUAACAUGGUUGUCAAACCAAUAAGUAUGCACCGAUAUGAAGUCCACGGUGUGGCCCAAUCGAUCGCUAUAGUGGAUCUAUGUGCGCAAGAGUGUAGCUGUAAGAAAUUUCAAUUGUCACAUAUUUCGUGUACACACGUUGUAGCCGUGGCUAGGUUUCAGAAUCUUUCGGAUUGUUAUCAAUGGGUUAGUAAAUACUAUUCAACCGAAUAUUGGCAAGCAGUAUAUCGAGAGAGUGUUGAACCACUAGGAGAUCCUUCUGAAUGGUUACGUCCGGAGAAUCUUCCCGAGAUCCAGCCACCUCUAAUGCAGAAUCGUCGUUCAGGCCGACCGUCAGAACAAAGAAGGAGACCAUCGCAGGGGGAGGAAGUACGUCAACCUGUUUGUAGUCGGUGUCGCGAGCGUGGGCAUACUAGACUUACUUGUGCGAACCAUUUAUAA